CAAUGAGUGUCCUCCGAUUUGAACGUGCCCCUGUGAACUUUGACGUGUCGCCAGCCCACCAAUCACGCUCGCGGAUGUUUUGACGACCGUGCAACUCCCACGGCGGGGCCAUCGCGGUGAACAGCGACAACGACGACCGACACCCUGCAUGACGCGUAUCCGUCAAGUCAGUAUCCCACUGUCUGUAACGGACACGGCCAUACUGACCGAUGGACCCACCAGCAUAGUAUCUGCGGUCACUUCAGCCCUGCCUUCCACAAUAGCGACACCGUCAACCAGCUUUCUACCGACAUCCGUGUCCGUCCCGGUGACGACCUCUGCCGACUCACCCACUACCAGUGAACAACCAACCACGACAGCACAUACCACUACUUCGACUUCGAGUUCACCAACACCUACCACCCCGUCGAGCACCCCUACAUCCUCGUCCACACCUCCCGUCCCUUCGAGCACUUCAUCCACUGACCCACAAUCUUUUGCUUCCACUACGCCUCCUGGCAUUCCGACCACCAUCACGUCGUCCUUUGUCACCGUCAUAGGUGGCUCAACCUAUACUACACAGAGUCUCAUCGCAAGCGUGAUCCCCUCCCAAUCAUCAUCAAACUCGGACCAACGUGCCGCCAUCAUCGGUGGCUCUGCAGCAGGCGGUGCCGUCCUCCUCAUUAUCAUCGUAUCCGUCAUCUUCUUCCUGCGACGGAAACAUUUCAAGCGUCUACGCAUUCUCGACGCUAUCAUGAACUCCCGGACUCAGGCCCAAAAGCGGGCAAUGUUGCUUGCAGGCGAAGACUGGGACGACGACCCCCACCCACCGCCUUCCAGAUAUCGGAAUUACGAAACUCCGUGGGACGUAGGCAGUCCACGUGGAAGCUUGAGCAUGCACUCGUUCGUUCCACCUGGAAGCCCAGGAUUAGGUCCUCAUCCCAGUCCUUUCCCUAGUCUCAGGUCUGGCAGUUCAGGGAUGGGCAUGUCCGGAGUCGGAUUGGUCUCUGGACCCUCCACACUGACGCUUCACCAGUCACGCAGAUCAGAAUCUGGCUCUAUGUUCCGGGAAGACGUGUGGCCACCCCCAAAUGAGCGGAGCAGACUCAUCGAUCCGCUCUCGAGCAGUCAAGAAAUUGAACUAGGCAGCAUAGUGAAUGACGUUAUGGGGCCGCCUACUGCUUCUGCGCCUUCGGAACAACAGCAUCAGUCGAAUCCAUCGAUGACGUCGUCGGUCAAGGACGAAGACGAGUCACUCGAGAAACUCAUGAAGGCAGCAGGAUUGCAGUCCUAGGAAGUCUCUCUUUGCGGUAAAAACUACCUGAUGAACUGCUAGACAGUUAUCACCACCAUCUUUGGCAUGCUCGCUCCCUCUAUUUCAUCAAUGCAUUACCAGUGGACAUAUUGGGCACCCAGUUUUCCAUACCUGCCGAUGCAUGUCGAUCUUUGAUCUUCAGGCCAUAAUGUACAGCGUUGAGUACAUACAUACUUUGCUGACAUACUU
Messenger RNA from Pisolithus orientalis, 1483 nucleotides. RefSeq lists its product as uncharacterized. The record is from RefSeq and is a predicted model, not a curated record. NCBI's taxonomy places the organism in Eukaryota, Fungi, Basidiomycota, Agaricomycetes, Boletales, Pisolithaceae. The transcript is spliced from 4 exons. Bases 149 to 1273 code for a protein of 374 amino acids.